Ricinus communis (castor bean) is the source of this 2742-nucleotide messenger RNA. Its product is annotated as TORTIFOLIA1-like protein 3. The coding region runs from base 267 to 2108 and encodes 613 amino acids. Lineage: Eukaryota; Viridiplantae; Streptophyta; Magnoliopsida; Malpighiales; Euphorbiaceae. The record is from RefSeq and is a predicted model, not a curated record. Gene Ontology annotation, molecular function: microtubule binding. Gene Ontology annotation, cellular component: microtubule. The transcript is spliced from 5 exons.
AAUUAACCUUAAAUUAAUUUAAUCCUGUCUUUUAAGCUUGAGUGAAGUAAAAUUUUAGAAACCUCCAACAUCAGACCUUAUUCAUCUCUUCAGUUAAAUCACCUUCUUUCCGUGACCAUGUCUCCUACAUUUAAAAGCUAAUGCUCAAACACUGAACAUUAUCACCACCGGCAAUGCUGCCGCAAAUUCCGACAGCGCCCUCGCCUAACCACCGUCGUCUCCGCCGCUAGCACCCCCAGGUUACGAAAACAAGAGAAAGGAAAAAGAUGGCGCAAAAUCUGAAGCUAAAAGUGCUAACACUAAUAACAAAACUGUCUGACCGAGACACAUACAAUAUCGCCGCUGCAGAGCUAGAAAGCAUAGCGAAAACUUUAGAGAACACCACGCAACUUGCAACAUACCUCUCAUGCAUACUCUCCACAGACACCACCGACAAGCCUCUCGUUCGCAAACAGUGUCUCUGCCUCCUCACGGCACUCUCUAUUCACCACGCAAACUAUCUUUCUGCGUCCCUCCCUAAAAUCCUCGUCUACAUCACACGCCGUCUGCGUGACCACGACUCAUCGAUCCGUACGCAAUGCGUGGCAACAGUAUCAUCACUGGCGUCGAAAAUUACAAAACUGCCAUUCUCAACUGCUUUUCUGAAACCGUUGAGCGAAGCGGUGUUUACGGAGCAGGAAAUGAAUGCGCAGAUUGGAUCAGCGUUGUGUUUGGCGGCAGCGAUAAAUGCGGCACCGGAUCCGGAGGCGGGGAGGUUGGGAAAGGCAUUAGUGGUGAGAAUGGAGAGGUUGUUGAAAAGUGAGGGAUAUAAGGCGAAAAGUGCGGGAUUGGUGGUGAUAGGGAGUGUGAUUGGGGUUGGUGGAGUGAGAGAUUAUGGAGGGAUUGGUGGUUUGGUCAAGUGUUUGGUAGGGUUUUUGAGCAGUGAUGAUUGGGCUGCCAGGAAGGCUGCUGCUGAAGCGCUUGAGAGAUUGGCUGUUGUUGAAAGAGAUGACGUCGCGGAGUUUAAGUGUUGGUGUUUGAAAAUUUUUGAGAGUCGCAAAUUUGAUAAGGUGAAAGCUGCGAGGGAGGUGAUGCAUCAGAUGAUAGAAGCAUGGAAGCAGGUUCCAGAUGUUUCGGAGGAUGUAUCUCCGCCUCCUCGAUCUCUGGCUUCUUCUAAAGAGGAUGCAAGUGAUGGGCGGUAUCCACUUAGUUCGAAAAAUUCAUGUGCUGCUGGGUUUCAAACCCCUCAAAUGAGGAAAAAACCUGCUUUAGCUAGCAGGACUACUCCACCUGACGAUUCAGCAGCCACAUUCACAAGGAGGAGAGGUUCUCUCAAGAGCACUGAAAAGAAAACGAGUUCAGCAUUGUUCAGAAAGGUGGACUGCAAGAAGCCCUUUGACUGGAAAGUCGACGUUGCAAUUCCUAAUAAUACUACUACUUUAGCUGAGGUUGUUGAUAAUGAGAACGCCCCAGAAAGAAGGUCUAUAAAGCCAGAAACAAGACGGGCCCUUUUUGGUAAGAGUUCUGAUGACAAAAUGCUCAAAUUUAGUGGGUGCAAGUCUGGAUCUCGUGUGGUUCCUUGUCAUGAGGAGAGUCCUGUGUCAACUGCUGUUGCCAGUAAUGUUACUGAGAAUCACCACAGCAACCACAAGGAAUGUGAGGACUUAUCUUCAAUCCGCAACCAGCUUGUUCAAAUUGAAAGGCAGCAAUCUAGCCUACUAGAUCUUUUGCAGAGAUUUAUGGGAAGCUCACAAAAUGGAAUGCAAUCUCUGGAGACACGUGUUCAUGGCCUAGAGUUGGCACUUGAUGAGAUAUCAUAUGACUUGGCUGUGUCAAGUGGAAGGAUGACCAACUCCAACAGAACCACAUGUUGUUUGCUACCUGGUGCAGAUUUUUUGAGUUCCAAGUUCUGGAGGAAAACAGAAAGCCGCCAUUCAGCCUCAAGGCUCUCCUCUGGUACCACUCCACCAUUUUCUGUCAUGCGCCAUAAAGAUGGUAAGCCUGACAGUCUUGAGAUGCUCAAUUUGGAGAGCCGUAGGUUACUGCUUCAGGGGGGUGGUGGGUUCAUAGUGAAUCCUUUGGCAGAGAUUCACGAGUCAAGGGGGUUAUCAGAAGGGGCACAACACUAGCAAAUGCAUAAGCAGAUAUGCCUCGUAACUUGGGCAGUCCAAUUUCUUUCGACUCAAAUGUUGCUGUAUGGUUAAGAGAACCGUGAAAUGAAAGUGAAGAUCCCGGUAUACGAGAUGCUGCAUUGAACCAGUUUGAUAGUUGCCUACCCAAAUUAUAUGAUAAAUGCAACUGCUCAUUGACGGCCUACAUAAGUGAUCAUGUCAUACUCAUUUGAAGUAAAAAGAAUGACAGAGAAGCCGAUUGAUUCAGUAAUUCUUCAUUUUAGUUUAGCAUUCUUUUAUUUCGUUUCCAAUAGUUUGAAGACUGGGAGAGAAAAAAAAAGGGAAAAAAAGAGUACUACCAAAUACCCCUAACCCGGUAUAGUGUUGAAUAUGUAUAGGGAGCAGUUCUUUUUAUGGCUUCCUUUCUCCUUUUCAGUCUGAUAUUGAUGAUCCGGUUCUGGCCAUGUCUACUAUCUAUUUACCUUCAAAAUAGAUACAGACGCCCACCCAAUUCUAGUCAUCGCCAUAGGGAGGUUUUGCUAUUUCAGAUACAUGCAGAUCUGAGCUUGAGGGAGAGAUGGCAAUGAAUUGUUGUUGUUUGCAUCCAGGACUAAUUAGUAAUUGAAGUAACAUACUGUUCUAUUUUCUCUUA